Leptopilina heterotoma is the source of this 1874-nucleotide messenger RNA. RefSeq names its product brain protein I3. The transcript has 3 exons. Lineage: Eukaryota; Metazoa; Arthropoda; Insecta; Hymenoptera; Figitidae. Bases 497 to 817 code for a protein of 106 amino acids. The record is from RefSeq and is a predicted model, not a curated record.
UAUAACUUCGCCGCAGCAAUGGAGAUUGUCGAGUCGAGUGACACUCAUAAUUAAAAAAGAAAACAGUAAUUUAACGUUUUUUUUAUUAAAAGUAAAGUGAUUGAAAGCGAUUUUUAACACACAUAUAAUCUUGAUUUUCAUAUCAAACGGAGAAAAUAUACGAAAUCGCAAUUGAUAAGAAAUACGUCAUUGUCGGCAACAAAAAAAAGGUCGGUGCGCCUUUAAUGAAAAAUAUUCCGAUAUGACGUCCCAAAGGUUAUUUAAUUAUUAAUUAUUUAUCAAUUUAUGUAUCCAGUGUGAAAUUUCAAAAAGUGAUAAUGUGCUUGACUUUGUUGCAAACAAUUAUUUCUUGUUUCUCGAAGUCAACAAAGUGAUAAUUAUAAUAAUAGUGAUCAAGACUUUUCUCGAGUUAAAAGGUAAAAACGGUGAAAAACAAUUUGCAAAUACGCGACAUAUCAUUGAUUAAUUUGUUACUUUGAAAAAUAAAUUAAAAGAAAUGGCUACAGAGCGAACUCCUCUUACGGAUAAAGAAACACCACCACCACCUUACACUCCAAUUGCACCUCAACCAACCUGGCAAUCACCUCCUGGAUAUUAUCCGGCUUCGACAAAUCCUUAUCAACAAGCAUCGACGACAAUUGUCGUUCCUGAAAUUAUUCUCGUUGGUGCUUGUCCUGCUUGUCGAGUGGGUGUUUUAGAAGACGAUUACACAUGCCUCGGUAUUUUUUGUGCAAUUUUUUUCUUUCCAAUUGGAAUUAUAUGUUGUUUAUUAUUGAAAAAUAGACGUUGUUCCCAUUGCGGUGCAUAUUUUGGAUGAAAUUCUCAACUUUGAAAUUGAUAAUUGAAAACGAUAUUUACAAAACCUUGAAAAGAAGCGAAAAAAAACCAAAUUAAAUUACUAUACUUUGAAUAUAAAAUUAUUUCAAGAAAUCAAGAAAUAAGUCCAUUAUUUGAAGAAAAUUCUCUAUUUUUGAUAAAUUUAUUUAAAAAAAUUCAAGAGAUUAAGUAUUAAUAAUAGCAGAGGUUGGAAAAAUUUUCACACAUAUUCAAAUACUCUCUACAUUCCAAUAUAAUUAGAUAGUAUUAUUAUUCGAUAAAUAUUCAUUAAUUGAAAAAGGAGAAAAAAAAUUAAAAAGAAAAUAAAAGCAACCAAGUGCUUUUUUUCAAAGGAAAAAAAAGAAAAUAAUGUGAUAAAUUGAUUCGAAUUUAAAUUCAAAUAAAACAAUGAGAAUAAGGAAAAAUUGAAAACAAAAUUAAUUGAAAUUAAUUUAAUAAUUUAAUAAAUUUAAUAAAUUUAAUUUCAAUUAAUUUAUCGAUUUAUUAAAUCGAAUCUCGAUGAGUUGACAAUAUUCGCUUGAACUGUGUGCCAUAUUUUUUUUUCUUUUCUGUUUUUUUUUGCUAGAAAUAUGAAAUAUCCAGUUAAAGCUCAUGCGAACCAGGAAUUAGAGCAAAAUAUAAAUUAUACAUAAUAUGCGUAUAAUAUUUAAAAGAUAUUUAAUAUUGUUGAUUAGUUUUAUCGAGUUCUAUUAAACUUAAUUUAACGAUUUAUCAAGAUUAUUUAAUUUAAAAAAAAAGUUCCAAUAAAAGAAAAAAUUUUUUUUUAAGAAAAAAGUUUCAAAAAUGAAAAGGUCUUUUUGGAACUUUUAUUGGAAAGAAAAAGGUUUUUUUUAAAUAAUUAAUUAUUUUAAAAAAACCUUUUUGUUCUUUUUUUGAAACUUUUUCUCUUUUGAAACUAGAAUUUUCAUUCUAUAACUUACAAGAAUAUUCAACGUUAAAAAUUAAUCUCAAAUUUACAGCAGGCAAACUUGAAGGGAGCUAAAGUUUGAUUACAAUUUAUCCCACAAUUGUUUAUUAAUGUGCAAUAAUUUUAUCGU